GAGAGAGACAUGACUAUGGUGGAUCCUCUGGGAAGAAGCAUCAACAACAUCCUGAUGCUGACGAGCAAGAGAAGAGUCUCUCCAGAUCAGAACACAAGAUGGUACAGCUUGGUCUGGUCUAGCAUGCAGCUUGGUCUGGUCUUGCUCUCUCUGGGACAACGCUAGCCCUUCCUCCCUCCUGGAGUCCCUGUGUCGUGCCUCUCCCGGUAGCGCCUUACUGCUGGGUAUGAAGAGGUUGUCUGUGCUGCUGGUGGACUGCAGGAAAACAACGGGGCUGAGUGGAACUGUGAGAGGAGGAGAAGAGAAGAAAGGAUCAGAUUUGAAACAUCAAAGAGAAAGACCAGACUCAGAGGAACCAGAGCCAGGGACGUCCAAACCAGCAAGACGACACCAGUGCUCCCAGUGUGAAAAGAGUUUUAAACAGAAAGCACAACUGAAAAAACAUAAGAGAAUACACACAGGGGAGAAGCCUUACCACUGUUCCCAGUGUGGAAAGGGUUUCAACCAGUCAGGGACGCUGAAACAACAUGAGAGAAUACACACAGGAGAGAAGCCUUACCACUGCUCCCAAUGUGGAAAGUGUUUCGGCCGUUCGGGGGAGCUGAAACUACACGAGAGAAUACACACAGGAGAGAAGCCUUACCACUGCUCCCAUUGUGGAAAGUGUUUAGUCCGUUUGGGGGACCUGAAACAACACGAGAGAAUACACACAGGAGAGAAGCCUUACCACUGCUCCCAGUGUGGACAGUGUUUCAACCAGAAAGCACACCUGAAACAACAUGAGAGGAUACACACAGGGGAGAAGCCUUACCACUGUUCCCAGUGUGGAAAGGGUUUCAACCAGUCAGGGACGCUGAAACAACAUGAGAGAAUACACACAGGAGAGAAGCCUUACCACUGCUCCCAAUGUGGGAAGUGUUUCGGCCGUUCGGGGGUGCUGAAACUACACGAGAGAAUACACGCAGGAGAGAAGCCUUACCACUGCUCCCAUUGUGGAAAGUGUUUCGUCCGUUCGGGGGAGCUGAAACAACACGAGAGAAUACACACAGGAGAGAAGCCUUACCACUGCUUCCAAUGUGUAAGGUCUUUCAACCAGUUGGGGGCGCUGAAACAACAUGAGAGAAUACACACAGGAGAGAAGCCUUACCACUGCUCCCAAUGUGGGAAGUGUUUCAACCAUUCGGGGAUGCUGAAACAACAUGAGAGAAUACACACAGGAGAGAAGCCUUACCACUGCUCCCAGUGUGGAAAGUGUUUCAACCGGAGAGGAAACCUGAAACAACAUGAGAGAAUACACACAGGAGAGAAGCCUUAACACUGCUCCCAGGGUGCAAACCAUUUGCCCAUCACAGUGCUCCCUUUGUCUUUUAUUGUUGACUGACAAUGUGUUUACCUGUCUUUACCAUAUGCAAUUAAAUGGUACAGGGUCUACUCAAACAUAUAUUUGUUUGUUUUUAUUAGAAAACAUGAAGUGAAUAUGGAGUCUGUCAGUUUGAAUAUAAAGAAGAUCAGGUUCCUUCUUUUAAACUGUAAUGAAAUGAAAAUGUUCAGACUCUGUAAUGGAAAAUGUUAAUUGUUUGUGUGUCCACAUAACUGAGUAUGUGACUAACCUUGUGAAACUGUCCUAUUAUAUAAGCUCCUGUUCUUGGGAGUAUCAUCCUGUGUUGCAAACCAAUUUGCACCUGUGUCCUUGUAUGAAUAAAGUCCCGCCCAGGAAAGGGAAACUAUAAAGAUAUUUGCUCAUCACCCAAUGCUUCAGGAAUUCAGACUGUCUACACUGUGCUGUGUAACUCUGUUAUUCUCUCUGAGCUCAGAAAUAAAGAAUCUUGGUUUGA
Molecule: messenger RNA, 1835 nt
Organism: Oncorhynchus kisutch (coho salmon)
Lineage: Eukaryota; Metazoa; Chordata; Actinopteri; Salmoniformes; Salmonidae
Product: zinc finger protein 239-like
Exons: 3
Coding region: 227-1315 (362 amino acids)
Biological process (GO): regulation of transcription by RNA polymerase II
Cellular component (GO): nucleus
Molecular function (GO): DNA-binding transcription factor activity, RNA polymerase II-specific
Source: RefSeq, a predicted model, not a curated record